This is a messenger RNA of Trypanosoma rangeli, 2577 nucleotides long. RefSeq lists its product as uncharacterized. Bases 1 to 2577 code for a protein of 858 amino acids. NCBI's taxonomy places the organism in Eukaryota, Euglenozoa, Kinetoplastea, Trypanosomatida, Trypanosomatidae. The record is from RefSeq and is a predicted model, not a curated record. The transcript has a single exon.
AUGUUUGAACCUCUUCGCGUAGAGCGUGUGCCGACCCGCAUACAGGCGCGCGAGGAAUGCAUCGCGUUUGCUACACACCCCAACCCAGCUUCUUGUGUUUUCAACUGGGGAUGCUGCACAGUGACGAGAAAGUUGGAUCUUGUUUUUCACAGUGCGCAUGAUGUUUCUUCGCGCCUUCGUCUUCCCGGGGCGCGGGAAAAAAAGAAGGCACCUUAUUUUUUUCGUUUUGCCUGUUCUCCUGCAGCCUCCGUGUUCGAAUACCCGAUCCAACCCACGCAAGUGAUGGAUUCCGCAUUUAGUGAGUGCAGCAGCGUGACGGUGGAGCCAGGAGAAAGAACAUGCGCUGCGGCGCAGCAUCUGCCAACGGUUGCCAUGCUUCUUUGUGCCUCAAGGAUAGAAGUAAAUCUGCUCAUUCUUCGACCAGUACUGCGUGUGAAGGGGAAUAAAGUUGUCAUUUGCUACACUACAUUGUUUUUGCCAGCACCAGAGGAUGCUCGACAUGUACUGGUGAGCCGCUGCGGUGGAGCGGUCUUCUUACUUGCUUCCCAUGUCUCUGGACCUGGUGGAAGGAUCCAAUGCUACUCGCUUCGCAUAGAUGGCAAUCAGCAACGCACACCGUCGCUUCGGACAACACCUCUGAUUGCAUCCAUGUCUUCUUCAGGGACUGUGCCUGCAGCGGCGUCCAUGGUAGGAUGUAACCAGUGUAUUCUCUGGGCCUCUGUGCGGAGGCCGCUGUGCCUUGUGGCCUCCACUUCACAGGUCAUCCUCGCGGAGGUGAUGGUACUCACCGACGAUGGGGCAACAAUGGUGUUUCAGGUGAGUUUGGGUGACGACACGGCGGGUGUGCAUGCCACCUGCGUCUGGUUGGGGAGUCUUCGCCAGAAUAAAUUUCGCGACGACGCACACGUGCCUCUUGGGGUGAUGCAGCGCUGGCGGACAACCCCCUUCUUUGCGCGCGCCAUGGAUGAGGCGAACACCCCCGAAGCAUCUUUGGAGGGAAACCUGACGACGCACGUGCGGCAGUUUUUGUCAGCUAUUCCAAUCGUCUCUGUGAGCCCGAAUGGGGCUCUACUUUGCGUCGUUCUACCGAACGAGCACAAGGUGUGGUUGGUGGCUCUUGGCUCUAACGCCAAGGCGUUUUCCACUGCUGCGUGUGCAUCCACCUCCGUAGGCACACCUUCCAGUGUGACUAUGUGCGACGUCAGCUGGGUUGCUGGUUCCUUGUGUGGGUUUCUCCUCCUCGGGGUUUCUAAGCAGCGUGACGGCAUGAAGGCGAUGCUGUUUUUCCUUCCGUUGACGGGACACCAUGCACCGCUGCGAAUCUACUUGGAUCCGUGCCAUGCGUCAUGCCUUGCGUCGGACGACGGGGCGUUUUCCUUUUUCUCCUACGAACCCUCACGAGACGUGUUUGGAACCACUCGGAUGUCUCUCUCAUUGUAUUAUCGUUCUGGUCGCUGUGAAGAAGAAAAUAUGGAUGAGGUGCGCACAGGACUUUUUUCUCUUCCCACGAUGGCUUCGUUGACCUCCACGUGUGCACCCUCGCACGUGCUGCAUAUCAUCUACUUUACGGGGUUGGUUUCGUUUGCUACGGCGUGUAAUGAAAUCCCAAGCGCAUCUUCCGCAGGAUAUACUGCCAGGGAUGCCCUUGGAGGGGAGGAAGGAGUUGUGGUGCAGAGUAUCCCCUCUAUUUUUGCUGCGGAUGACGCAGUGCAGAUGUCGAUGGAGGCGGCACUCGAGUCUUCUCUUGACCUUUGGCUUCAGGCAGGAGCAGUGGAUUCAACUUUUCCUCUUCGUCGUGUGACGCAUGAAAUUAUCCAGUCUCUGCUGGAAGGCAUAAAUAACAGCCGUGGCGUAUCGGUCGCUUCUCAAAACGGUAAGGGGGGAAGUUAUGCGGCGCUGCUGUCCGUUUUUCGGGCGCUGGCGGAUGUUUUGGCGUCUGUUUCUGUGACGUCCGCUUCUGUCACGUUGCUGCCGUAUCUCUCGGAGCUUCAUGGGCUGCUGGUGAUGCUGCGACACGCCCUGACUGUUAUGGGGCAACGGGGCGCCGUUUCGGCGUGUUUCACGGCUGCGGCAUUUUUUGCGCCACUCGCGGACGAGAACGACACCGGCGACUCGCACUGCCCGGAGUGGCGUGCCCUCCUUGCGCCGCUUUUUGAUGAUGCCUUUGCACACGUGGCUUCGUGCCCCUCGCUUUCACAUGCACUUCUGCCGUACUGCAGCACGGCACUUCGGCGCGUGAUGUCGACAGGCGAAUCUCUUCUGCUGCGCGAGAGGCAGUGGGAGUUGACGACGAGCGUCCCGCGCGUCACCGUGGAUCACAACGGGGAAGUUGUCCGGCCUCUUGAGGAAACGCUCUCGCUUGCACGUCGAGGGAGUUCGGGCUUAGCCAUGCUCUCAUCGUCGGAUGUUUGUUGGUCGGCGCGUCGUUUGUUCUUCCGUGACGGUGUUAACGCCGCGCAGUCGUUUCUCAAGGCAGCUGUGGGUCAUCAUGACCAAAUUCAUCCAGAGGUGCGUGCCGUGUGCGGGGAAUAUGACUUGGUUCAGAAGGAGCUGGCUGCAGUCUUGAACUAUAUCUAG